This is a messenger RNA of Hevea brasiliensis (rubber tree), 2852 nucleotides long. Its product is annotated as mechanosensitive ion channel protein 2, chloroplastic. Gene Ontology annotation, cellular component: membrane. Gene Ontology annotation, biological process: transmembrane transport. NCBI's taxonomy places the organism in Eukaryota, Viridiplantae, Streptophyta, Magnoliopsida, Malpighiales, Euphorbiaceae. The record is from RefSeq and is a predicted model, not a curated record. Bases 334 to 2640 code for a protein of 768 amino acids. The transcript is spliced from 14 exons.
GGAAAUGAUUAAGGAAAAAAAUGCCGCGGCGAAAUUUCUGACGUGGCAAACCACGUGGCUAAAUGAGAGCCGGCAAGGGAUUUUACGACCAGAACGCACCGUAUUAAGCCAAAAAAUCUAGAACCAGGAACAGGAAAGUUGUUUUCAAACCUGUGAUUCUCCGCUUCGUUGUCAAAGCUAGUUGUCUAUAGCACAGCAGGUGUCGGAAUUGUGAGGUUGAUUAAAUCUGUUUGGUUGUCGAUAUCACAUUGGCAAAUUUUUAAGUGUUACUGAGUAGUGUUCUGAUCUUUCGUGACUGCUGGCACCUUCUAGCAUUUCAGUUUCAGUUUGGCAAUGGCUGUUGCUGGUUCCUUGCAAAUGUCCCACUAUUUGGGACUUUGCAAGAGCCAGAGGCACAAGGAAAAAUAUAAGAGUAUUCCAAGUGGGGACAAGCUACCAUUAUUGAAUAGCACACUCUCAUCACGUGCAUCGUUUCAGCAAUGGGAUUCAUGGAGUAUUCGUUUAUCGGACAAUUCAUGCAGACCCAUAUGCCCUGUGUCGUAUAGAAGUAAUGCCUUUAGGUGUCAUUCUUUUCUAGUUCCAGGCCAAACAUUUCAACUUCCUGGCAUGAAGGCCACUUCCUUGGCAUUGACAGGGUCAUAUAAUGCUUUACAAAGCAGUCCUGUCGUAUUGAAGUUGGUUCCUGCAAUUGCUGUUAUCAUACUUGCUAUAUGGGGACUGGGGCCACUCAUGCGUCAAAGCAGAAAUUUGCUACUAAAUAAGAAUGAUAACAGUUGGAAAAAGAGUGGCACAUAUUAUGUUAUGACCUCUUAUGUUCAACCUUUGUUGCUGUGGACUGGUGCAACACUGAUAUGCAGAGCGCUGGAUCCUGUUAUUCUGCCUACAGAAGCUAGCCAAGUUGUUAAGCAAAGGCUUUUGUAUUUUGUAAGAUCAUUAUCGACCGUGCUGGCUUUUGCCUAUUGUUUAUCAAGUGUGAUUCAACAAGCUCAGAAGUUCUUCAUGGAGUCUAAUGAGCCCAGUGAUCCAAGAAAUAUGGGAUUCCAAUUUGCAGGGAAAGCUGUAUACUCUGCAGUGUGGGUAGCUGCUGUUUCACUUUUCAUGGAGUUGCUGGGUUUCUCUACCCAAAAGUGGCUCACUGCUGGGGGUCUUGGGACAGUUUUGCUGACCCUUGCUGGCCGUGAGAUAUUCACAAAUUUCCUCUCAAGUGCAAUGAUUCAUGCAACUCGACCCUUCGUUGUGAAUGAAUGGAUUCAAACAAAGAUCGAAGGCUAUGAAGUUUCUGGUACUGUUGAGCAUGUGGGUUGGUGGUCGCCAACAAUUGUAAGAGGUGAAGAUCGUGAAGCAGUUCAUAUUCCAAAUCACAAGUUCACUGUGAAUGUUGUGAGAAAUCUCAGUCAAAAAUCUCAUUGGCGUAUUAAAACCCACCUGGCCAUUAGUCACUUGGACGUUCAUAAGAUCAAUAAUAUUGUCGCUGAUAUGCGCAAAGUCUUGGCUAAGAAUCCUCAAGUUGAACAGCAGAGGUUGCAUAGAAGAGUAUUUUUGGAUAAUAUCAAUCCUGAAAAUCAGGCUCUCCUGAUUUUGGUAUCGUGUUUUGUGAAGACCUCACAUUAUGAAGAAUACCUGUGUGUUAAGGAAGCUAUAAUGUUGGACCUUCUAAGAGUCAUCAGCCAUCACCGUGCUAGACUUGCCACGCCAAUUCGAACUGUUCAGAAGAUAUAUAGUGAUGCCGAUUUGGAAAAUAUUCCAUUUGCAGAUUCUACCUAUAACCGAGGUGGAAUGGCAUCCAACCGUCCUUUGCUAUUAAUUGAACCUUCUUACAGAAUCAAUGGAGAAGAGAAGACAAAAUCUCAAGCUCGUUCUGGACGAGGAAUUGGAGACCAAGAAAAUAGGGCUGCAUCAAGGUCUACAUCUGAGACCAAAACAGGAGGCAGCCCAAAGACAGACCCCAAGUCUACAUCUGACAUCAAAACAGGAGGUAGCCCAAAGUCAGACCCCAAGGCCAAAGAAACACCAAAAUCUGAAACUAAGGUGGAUGCCAGAAUCCGUGAGACACCAAAUUCCAAUGCCAAGGAGCGCACAGAAGCUGCAAUGACAUCCACCUCUGAUCCCAAAGUAGGUGAUAAAAUGCCAGUGAAAUCAUCGCCUAAUUCUGUCCCCAAGACAUCAAACUUUGCAGAAGCAUCAAGUUCUGAAUUGAAAGCAGCAGGCUUUGUUUCCAAUAAUGUGCCGCAAAACAAAGAGAUCUACGACAGCAAGCAGCCUAAGAGUGUGAGUCCUGGGAAUACAGGACAGAAUAGCCGGUUUGAUAAUCCUUCGGUUUCCUUAACAGCAGCUGGUGCUGACAAAGCAAGUGGAUUGCAGCAGUCUUCCAAAUUGAAACAGGGUGCUGAGAGACAAUCAGUCACUCAGCCAUCAGUGUCAAGACCUGCAUUAGAGGAAAAUCUUGUUCUUGGUGUUGCUUUGCAGGGCUCAAAGAGAACCCUUCCCAUUGAGGAGGGCAUGGCUUCCCAUUUGACUCUAGAAGAGGCAAAGGAAAUGGCUGCUGCAGGCAGAAAUGGAGCUGCAUCUCCAACUGGUGAGAAGGAUAGGAAAGAUGGUCAAAGUCCAACCCCUCCUAGUUCUACAUCUGCCGACCAGUGAAAAUUACAUGAAUUGAUCUUUGCCGAUAUGCCAACUUUUGCCCCUCUGAACUGCUAACUUCUUGUUCUUGAACCUCCACUUCAAAGCUUUUUCAUACAUUGUACAAGUUCUACUCUUCAUGAUUAGUGCAGGACGUUGCCGAUACAGCAUAUAGAAAUGCACCAUUUUCUAAGCUUCGAAUGAUAUUAUUGGUAAAUUAAUCAGUUGAAGAC